Messenger RNA from Macrobrachium nipponense, 2091 nucleotides. RefSeq lists its product as uncharacterized. The transcript has 6 exons. Bases 338 to 1951 code for a protein of 537 amino acids. NCBI's taxonomy places the organism in Eukaryota, Metazoa, Arthropoda, Malacostraca, Decapoda, Palaemonidae. The record is from RefSeq and is a predicted model, not a curated record.
GUCCUCUCUCCACCUAUACAUACAUACGUACAUCCACUUUUUGCUUCUGUCACUGUGCAAGACAAGAGGCAGCAGCCCCUUGCUUCUACAGGAGAUGGCGCCCAGCUUUUGUUAGGACUAAGGGCAACCCUUGGGUUAUCAGACUAACCCCCGGGACUUUUCGGGAAAAGAAAUAGACCAGCAUUGAGAAUGCUAACGCGAAUAUCGUCGAUUCGAAAUCUUUGCAGGAUGAAAUGAUUUCUCCAAGCAACAGAAGAUAAUUAGACAGGCAAGGAUUAUAAGCGCUCCCGAACUGAGCAUUCAAGUUUAUUUUGCAAGUGAUAAAAGUCUAUCCGUGAUGUCAGAAAAAUCUGAACAUUAUUUGACUGGCGUUUUAUUAUUUGCACUUCUGGCGUCAAGCGUCAGUGGACACGGUCGCCUUGUGGACCCCCCAGCAAGAUCAACCAUGUGGAGGUUGGGCUUCGACACCCCCACCCACUACAACGACCACCAGCUCUUCUGCGGAGGAUACUCGCGUCAGUGGGGCAAAAACCACGGUCGGUGUGGUGAGUGUGGUGACCCUUGGGACCUGCCCCGCCCCAGACCCAAUGAGGCAGGUGGAACUUGGGGCACAGGUGUCAUCUCCAAAGUAUAUCGCCAAGGUCAGAUCAUUACAGUGACUGUUCACUUAACUGCCAACCACAUGGGAUGGUUUGAGUUCCGUUUAUGCCCGAAUAACAAUCCUAAGCAUUAUGUGAAGCAAAGUUGCCUUAACAAGCACGUCCUCAAGUUGGUGGACUACCCAGGAACAAGGUAUGAGCUGAAACAUUCUCAAACGGGCUUGUUCAGAAUCCGUCUGCAGCUGCCAGAAAACGUCAUCUGCAGCCAGUGCGUUCUUCAGUGGCACUACACUACAGGCAAUAAUUGGGGUUUCUGUAAAGAUGGAUCCAAUCAACCAGGAUGUGGCCCUCAAGAAGUUUUCCGAGGCUGUUCGGAUGUGGCAAUCUUCACUCCUGAUGAUUCGACCUAUUUCCUGUUCCACAAUCUCACAAGAGAGGCUGACCUGUCUCAGUUUUUGCAUCUCAAUGAAACGCCUCAAGCUGAUGAAGAAGAAUAUGACAACACUAUAAAGACAGAUAUUACUGGAACCACAGACGGUCCACAGACUAACGAUAUUAAUGUGACAGAAGCUGUUGAUGUAGAACCUAAGAAGGUUAAAAAUAUCAAAGCGAACAAUGUUCGCAAUUCUCGUUUCCCUAAUACUAGGAGACCUUCUAUAACAUUCAUUGAUGACCAGAAACCAAAAUCUAAAACUACUGAUGAGAUGCAAGUGUUAAAAUUUGCACAUAAUUUUCGUAGAAAGCACCAAAACUCUGUUAAAAUGGUGGGCAAGAAAUAUGUAUCAUCAGAUGACUUCAGAAAGGGAUAUCCCAAAGAUGACCCAAUAUCCGCACCAACUCCAUUUUUACCUUACAGUGAAGAAACAUUUGAAGAACAUAAACCUAUAAUAAUCAACCCAAAUUUAGUAGGGGUCUCACCAAGUCCUUUAGGCCCACCGGUUGUUUUCCAGCUGCCAUCACCAGAACACUCGUCCAUUGUUCACGAAUCUCUUAGCCACAAACAUCCCAGCCAAUCUCCUGAAGAAUACAGACUUGUAAUUGGAGAUUCCAGGAGUGAAACACUUAUUCCGGAUGCUGUUGAAACAACUUUGAUCAUUCCUGUGCAAGAUACUUCGUCACAUAGCCCAACCUUGCCCUUAACUACAUUACAGAUGCUUUCAGGAAUUACCUCAGCAUCAAAUGGCGAAGUUUCCACUGCUGGAUCACCUGUCUCUGCUAUGCAGGUUCCAGUAUCCAGUCAACACGAUGGAGAUGCAAUGCAGCGCCUCAUGAUUCUGAAACAAGUUCUUGAUCUUGCUGCUUCCUCUGCCAAUAUUCCUCAGGAAUCACCUGUUGUUCUUAUCAUCGCCUGAGGAACUGGACUGUAAUUGUACAUGUUGUUAACGUCGUAAACCUCAUUUCCUUCUGUCUGUGUAAAGAGCGUUUUUUCCUCUGUUGUUUGAUAUGUUAAUGAUGCUUUUAUUGUGUGCCGAAUACAUCUAGUAAAGAUAUC